AUAUGAGUGCAACUUAUGCCGACUUCACUUGUAACUUGUGACAACUUCACUGGUUAAAAACUUGUAACAUCUUGAAGCCUUUGGGAAGACUUAGAAAAUCUCUGUAAGCCUGACGAGGAUAUCCAAUAAAGUCUACGCUGUUGUGAAACAAAAUCUACUCCGUGACACUUCCAACAGAUAUUCCCGGGAAUGGAUUCAAUGGCGACCCAAAAAGGGGCUAUAAAGUGAUGAUCCUGGGAAGUAGUCUUAACCUUUUUGUGCAGGUAUUAAAAGAACAGAUCUUUUCAAAUUGCUUUCAGGUUCUUGAUGAGAACGACAACAAGCCAGAAAUCACCGUGAAUUUGCUCCCAAACACGUUCCACAAGCAGGAUAAGAUUCCCGAGGAAACCAUCGUCAAUACUCCCUCCCUCAAUACGCCCUCCGGUCUCCCAGGGAACAUUCCAGCUGCAACGAAAGCGGACAAUAAUGUGGUGGAAACGGGAAAGGGGAAUGGAGGUUACUUUUCGGACACAAAGAUGAUCAUAGGGGUUGGAGCGUGCGCCGGCUUCUUGUUGUUGAGUGUUUGCCUGAUAGCAGUUUUCUGCUUGAAGUUCAGGCGUGAAAAUAACAAAGAAGAAGACAAACACGGUAGCUAUCAUGAGCCAGACAUAAGUCGGGAAGAUGCGCUGAAGGCGUCCAAGAAAAUGUUCCACCAAGCGAUUUCUAACCCGCGCCAAGAGACCAUGAUCUAAGAGAACACAUCCUCCAUACAUGGGCCUCUUGCAAUGAUAAUCUUUUUCAAUCUAAUUUUAGCGCUUGGUCAAACUGCGAGGCUAUUUUAGGAAAGAGACCCGACUGGCCAAUUUAAUCCACCGUGCGAAAAAAGAUGGCGGAUGUACAUUUUACCACAAAGCCUUGCGAACCUA
Molecule: messenger RNA, 905 nt
Organism: Orbicella faveolata
Lineage: Eukaryota; Metazoa; Cnidaria; Anthozoa; Scleractinia; Merulinidae
Source: RefSeq, a predicted model, not a curated record